AUGUCAGACGCCCUUGACGGCGCUGACCGCGACGCCAGCUCGACGAGUGAUCGUCCCGCGGCUUCUUCCCUGGAUACCGUGCUCGAACUCGAGCGUUUCGUCGAUGUCGACGACGACCGCGCGGUGUUGGCAGACGAUUAUUCCAACGACGUCCCCGGGUCUUCCGAGCUCGAUUUGACGUCUAAAUACUGCCGAGACUGCCACGUCGCGAGUCAACGGUUGUAUCACGUCGCUGCACUGUCGCGCGUGUGCGAACGGACGCUAGAAGACGACGUUGGGGCGUUCCCAAUCGAUUUAAUCGCAGAGCUGGCCGAGGAUGAUGACGACGAUGUGCGCCGAAGCGUGGCCGAGCAACUCGACCGAUUCGCAGCGUGUGUGGGGAGGUUGAGCGAAAGAUUAGAUCAUGUAUGCGCGAUUAAACUGCUCGGAGUGACUUUUAUGUUGAUAGAGGAUGAUCGCGAGGAGGUUGUCAGCGCCGCAGAACAAACGUGCGGCGCAGUGGCUUCGUUGCUGUCACCCGAGAAGCAACGCAGUUUGUUGCUUCCAACGUUGAAAUCGUUCUCGGAGAGCGAUGAAGAAGAAAUUAGAAUGAGUGCGGCGAAGGUGCUGGGGAGAUUAGCAGCUGUUGUCGGCGUAGAGAUGACGAAAAGUGAUUUGCUGCCGAGUCUGUUAAAUUUGGCGAGUGACGCAGAAUAUAGAGUUAGAGAAGCCGUCGCCUCCGCGCUGAGCGACACAUUUGAGAUUUUAGAUGCUAACGACACGUUGGAAUCGACUUUGCCGACGUUUGCGCGCUUGUCCAGGGACAGUGUAUGGGCAGUCCGAGCCACAUGCGCGAAGCACGUCGUGCAACUCGUCAGAGCGGUGCCGACGGACAGAAUGCUCGACGUUGCUUCGGAGACUUUCGAGCCUUUGGCCAAUGACGUCAGCUUCAAAGUGCGUACAGCAGCGUUGGAGCAGCUCGGGCAACUUAUUUUCGCGUUGAGCUCUGUUGAGGUGCCGACUAUCUUUGUGGACUACUUCACGAGCAUGGCGGAGAGUUCGACAAGCAGCAGCGCGCUACAAGAAACUUGCGCAUACAACCUACCAGGCGUGGUGCUCUCGUUGACAUCAGCGAGAUGGACAGAAUUACGCCCGGCGUUUCGAUUGUUAGCCGCAAGCUUGAAUUGGAGAGUCCGUCGAACGUUGGGUUGUUCGCUUCACGAGAUAGCGACCAUCAUCGGUCGAGACAACGCAGAGAAAGAUUUACUACCAGUGUUGGAGAGUUUUCUAGAAGACACUGACGAAGUCAAGAUCGGUGUGAUUGAACAUUUGAGUGAAAUCUUCGCCGUCAUCGGUUCGGCGUCUCGGCUUUCGCUGAUCCGACUUUUGUCGACCUUUGAGUCGGAGGAUGCCGAAAAGAUCGGGAAUUGGAGGAUUCGUUUUGCGUUGGCCAAACAGAUUCUCCCCGUGGCCGAAUUGUUGUCUGGUGCGGCUACUGCUGAGUUUAUCGUGCCAAUCUUGCUCGCGUAUUUAGAUGACACCGCGGCCGUUGUGCGCGAGAAAACCGUCGAGAUCGCUGGCAGAGUUCUCUUCAACGCGGCGAGGGAAUUGUCGUGGUACUCGGAAACCAUCGUGAACGCGAUGUCUUCCAUUAAACUACUCGCCACGAGUCACAGAUGGUCCGACCGCAGAGCAUACAUCAACAUUUGCCUCGCGCUCGCGAGAGAAGUCGAGCAACGAUUCGUGGUAGAUGAAUUGUUACCGCUGUUGGUCAUGCUCGCCGAGGAUUCCGUCGCGGCGGUUCGAGUGGCUCUGAGUCACUUCUUAACCGAAGUUCUUCGACUCGAUCCCACAUACAUUUCUCUGCCGGAUAUCAGCGCGGCGAUCAUCAUACUGAAGGCUGAUAGCGACCCCACGGUAGUCGCUGCGGCGCAAAGCAUGAAGGCCGAAGCCGAGGCGAAGGUGAAGGACGACGCUGCGUUCACGUCCGCGCGAGACGUGCGUUUUUCCCCGACAGGCUUGUGA
Molecule: messenger RNA, 2004 nt
Organism: Ostreococcus lucimarinus CCE9901
Lineage: Eukaryota; Viridiplantae; Chlorophyta; Mamiellophyceae; Mamiellales; Bathycoccaceae
Exons: 1
Coding region: 1-2004 (667 amino acids)
Biological process (GO): protein dephosphorylation
Molecular function (GO): protein phosphatase regulator activity; protein binding
Source: RefSeq, a predicted model, not a curated record